GACAAAAACCAACCCAACAUGUGUUGUUGUUUUAUUCUAUUCGUUUAAAAAGACAUUUUGUGUGAAGUGGGUGAGAUGUGAAACCAGUCCUACAGGGCUGUUGAGUGGUGUGUCCCUGAUCUGUCUUUCCAGUUUUACUGCUAGUGACUCAGUGAAAAUGUUAUUCCAACGAGUUGUCCGAUUCAACUCGGCCAGGAUGUCAUAAAGUGCGAGAUAAAAAAUACUUUAUUUUGUUCUUACUUAUUGCCGUCUGUAAAGUUCACCAGCCAACUGUAUGGGUCUAGGUAUUUUAAAAACGAGCUUGGUGUCGCUUUAGAGAAAACUCGAUGACAUGACGUCAGACGUAUGGCGUCCGACGCACCUUUAAUUUUAAGCAAGUGUGGAGCUGAAACCUCAGAGUCGUAGAUAGUGUCGGCUACGGAAAAACCGACAACAUGAGCAAAAGUAAGAAUAAAAGCGAUAAAACGACUGAAAAGGCUUUGGCCGCAGAGAAGGAGCAGUUUGGAAAACAACAGCUUCACAGCAUCAGCAAAACUCUCACUUCCGCUGAGACACCGCCGAAGGAGAAGUAUGUACGCAAUAUUAUUAUGGGGAGUCAUAAAGAGGGUGGAGCUACCACCUUUUGGUCCUACACCCUCAACCUGCCAUUCUCCAGCAACUCUAUGGUCAGCUGGAAGUUCUGUUACCUGCUGCACAAACUGCUCAGGGAUGGACACAGGAAUACUGUUUCAGAUUCAUACAGACACACUCAUGUGGUGAAGGAGAUGGGCAUCCUUUGGGGAAACUUGCACGACCGAUAUGGCCACAUUGUUGCCUUGUCUGCCAAAUAUCUUUGUCUCAAACUGGAGUUCCAUGCAAAGCACAAAGUGAUCCCAGGGAACCUGGAAGCCAGUGACGAGACACUGGACAGGGAGGCGGGAACUGACCAGACUAAAGUGUUGGACAUGACAAAUGCCCUGUUGGAUUACAUGGAUGCUGGACUGAAGAUGUCUGAGACAGUUCUACGUCAGCUUGAUGCCAAUGGGGCCAAAUCUACAACUUCAGCUGGACAGUGCAGACUGACACCUCUGAUCCCACUAAUCCUGGACUGCAGCUUUCUGUACCACUUCUCUGUCCUCCUGAUGUUUAAACUUCACAGCCGUAUUCCCCCGGAUAUUCUCCUCGGACAUCGAGAGCGCUUCCGUGAUCUUUUUAACAGCCUCACGCAGUUCUUCAACAGAGCCAGGGAGAUGGAGUUCUUCAAAAGUAUCAUCAGGAUUCCAGAUCUUCCAGACGAGCCACCAAACUUUCUCCGAGCUGCAGCUUUUGGGGAGUAUAAAAAGCCAGUGGUGGUGGUUCCAAAUGAUGAGAAUCAGGAGGAGGAGGAGGUGGAGCUACAGCAGGAGUUCAGAGAAAUGCCACAGAUGGUGCAGUAUUACAUGCUCAGCCAGAUGGGGGCGCCUGAGGCUCCACAGGAGCAGAAAGAGUCAGAGAAUGAGAUCAUGAAGAAGGAGCUGCAGGCCCUUAAACCAGAGCUGAAGCACAUUAAGAAUGAGGCUCAGAGAUGUGUGACUGAGUUAAAGACUCAGGUAAAUCGUUUAGAAGCAGAACUGGAGGAGCAGCGGACUCACAAACAGGUGGCGAUGGUGGAAAACGAACACCUGAGGAUGGAAGUGGGGGCUUUGCGGACUGCAAAUGUGGCCAAUGUCGGGGCACAGAUUGGAUUUAAGGAAGCUGAUAGCAGAGCCCAGGCAGCCGAGCUUCGUUUUAUGCAACUCAAAGAGAGGCACGCAGAACUGGUCACCAGCCACGCCGACUUGAUGAAGAAGAAUGCAGAAACAGUCAAGGCCCUGACCACCACGAAAUAUAACCAAGAUGACUUACUGAGAGCCAAGCAACAGCUGCAGAGUGAUCUGAACAACCUGCAGCAGGAGAAGCUAAACACAGCAAAUAAUUAUCAAAAGGAAGCCGACCGACUAAAUAAGGAACUAUUAGAGCAAAGAGCAGAGAUGGCCUUCCUUCGCAGUGCUCUGGAAAAUAAGGAGAAGGAGGGCUCUCAGGUGAGCAGCAGCCUGGCAGCUCUGCAGGCAGAACGAGACGUGAUCCUGCGUUCUUCCAGAGAGAAGGAGGCUGAGCUGUCCUCUCUGAGGCAGCAGACACAGCAGCAGCAGGGCUCCCUGGACCUGGAGAGGGAUCGAUACAACAGAGAGCUGGAGGCGCUGAGAGCUCAGCUGCAGCAACAGCUCACCAUCAAUGCAGAACAAAAGUUGGAGAUUGACAGGCUGAGGCGGGAGCUGGACACGACCAGAGGAGAAUUGGCUCGAGCAAACAGCGCCCUGCAGAGCAGGGAAAUGAGUGGUACUCAGAUGAACAACACACUUGCAGGCCUGCAGGUAGAGAAGGAAGGGUUGCUGCGGGCAGUGAGGGAACAGGAGGCGGAGCUGGUCUCCCUCAGACAACAGGCUCAGCUGCACCAGAGUUCACUGGAGCACGAGAGGCAACGGAGCAACAUGGAGCUGGGAAGCUUACAUGCCCAGUUACAGCAACAGGCCUGCCGUGAAGGUGACCUGGCUCAGAAGCUGCAGGAGGAACAGUUCUCUCUGCUCCAGUGUGCUGUGGUGGAGGCUGAAGGGAUCAUACUGGACGCUGUGGCUAAGCUGGAUGACCCCAUUCACGUCCGCUGCAUCAGCUCACCUGAAUAUUUAGAGAAUCGAGCAGAAAUCACUCUGGGUUCUAUAGACAAGAUGCAGCAGAGCCACUUAGUCUACAUGGGAAACAGAAACGAUGCCAGCGGUUUGUUAAGAUCAGUCACACAGUUUUCCCAUCUUGCCGCUGAUACGAUUGUAAACGGAGCAGCAACAUCACACUCUGCCCCCACCGACCAAGCAGACCGUUUGACCGACAGCUGUCGGGACUGUGCCAACAACUGCCUUCAGUUUUUGAGAGACCUGAAGCUUCAGUCCAGUUUACAGAGAGCAGACCCGUCUGCGAUUCGCUACACUAUUCAACGCAUCCUGGCUUUAGGACAAGAUCUGAAACCCAAAGGUCAGGAUGUUCUCAAAGAAGAGCUGGGAAACAUGGUGGACAGAGAGAUGAUCGCAACAUCCACGGCCAUUGAAGAGGCCGUGCUGCGAAUGGAUGAAAUCUUGAGUCAGGCCAAGAGAGACACUUCAGGUGUGAAGCUGGAGGUCAACCAGAGUAUUUUAGGCUCCUGCUCAGAUCUGAUGAAGGCUGUUCAUAUGCUGGUGACGGCUGCAACUGACCUCCAAAAGGACAUUGUAGAAGGAAGCAGAGGGGCAGCAUCUGUCACCGACUUUUAUGCCAAAAACUCUCGUUGGACCGAGGGGCUCAUCUCUGCCUCUAAAGCUGUGGGCUGGGGUGCCACACAACUGUUAGACUCUGCUGACAAGGUGGUGGGUGACAACGGCACGUAUGAGGAGCUCAUCGCCUGCUCACAUGAGAUCGCUGCCAGCACUGCACAGCUGGUCGCUGCCUCCAAGGUCAAGGCCGAUCGCAACAAUAAAAAGCUGAACGUACUGCAGCAGGCUUCCCGACAUGUGAAUGACAUGGCUGCUGUGGUCGUCACCUCUACCAAACAUGGGCAGAGCCAGAUAUCUGACCAUGGUAUGAUGGAUUUCUCUGGAAUGUCUCUGAUCAAGCUGAAAAGGGAAGAAAUGGAAGCUCAGGUGAAGGUGCUGCAACUGGAGAGCCAGUUGGAGCAGGAGCGAGUGCGCCUGGGAGAGCUCAGGAAGAGACACUACAACAUCAACGCCUCAGAAGCUGAAACUGAUACACAGGAUUCUUCUGAUUACUUCCCACCUCCACCUCCACCCUCACUGCUUGAUUCAACGCCAGUGCCUCCAUCCUUUUCACAAACCCAGCCUUACCUGAACACUCAGAGCCUGGGGAAUAACACUAAUCCAUUUGCAACAACUCAAGCACAGCCCUACUCACUGCCUCAGUCCUACACACCAACCAACACCUACAGUCAGGCUCAGUCGUACACUCCCCCUCAGUCCUUCACACAGUCACAAAGCUACACUCCAGCUCAAAGCUACACACCAUCUCAACCUUACACACCCUCCACGUCCUACCCACCCUCCCAGCCCUACAUCCCACCUCAUUCUUUUACUUCAAACACAAACCAGAGCUUCUCCAAGCCUCAGUCUUACUCGCCAGCAGUGCCCUCAUCACACACAUCACUUCCUCCCACAGCAGCUCAGCCUCAGGCAGCCACACAGAGCAGCACAGAAACCACCAAAACAGGCUUCAGGAAGUCAAAUAUCUUCACCAAAUCUGGGAACUUGCUGAAGAAUGCGUUCAAACGUGGUGAAACUGGAGCAGGGGAAUCAUGAAGAGUGACUGAAAACAGGGUUGUACUUUCACAUUAUAUGCUCAUUAUAAGUCACUAAACUCUGUUUGACCUUGGCUUGAAGUAAAACACUGAUUGCUCUUAACAAUCAAAUGAGACCCUAAUAUUAUAUAUAUUGUUUUUUCACUGUCUAUUUGAUUAAUCUUUAUUAUUAAUUAAUGUUGGAUGUUGUAAAAAGGACAUUUUUAAAACACAUUUAAAAA
Messenger RNA from Cynoglossus semilaevis (tongue sole), 4554 nucleotides. It is a transcript of the gene hip1ra, whose product is annotated as huntingtin interacting protein 1 related. The coding region runs from base 435 to 4334 and encodes 1299 amino acids. Gene Ontology annotation, biological process: actin filament organization; endocytosis; clathrin coat assembly. Gene Ontology annotation, cellular component: cortical actin cytoskeleton; clathrin-coated vesicle. The record is from RefSeq and is a predicted model, not a curated record. Gene Ontology annotation, molecular function: phosphatidylinositol-3,5-bisphosphate binding; clathrin-cargo adaptor activity; actin filament binding. The transcript is spliced from 33 exons. Lineage: Eukaryota; Metazoa; Chordata; Actinopteri; Pleuronectiformes; Cynoglossidae.